This is a messenger RNA of Paralichthys olivaceus (Japanese flounder), 4536 nucleotides long. RefSeq names its product Wolfram syndrome 1a (wolframin) (gene wfs1a). Gene Ontology annotation, biological process: calcium ion homeostasis; endoplasmic reticulum unfolded protein response. The record is from RefSeq and is a predicted model, not a curated record. Gene Ontology annotation, cellular component: endoplasmic reticulum; endoplasmic reticulum membrane. Lineage: Eukaryota; Metazoa; Chordata; Actinopteri; Pleuronectiformes; Paralichthyidae.
CUGGUUUCACUGGUGCAGGGGAGCGGACUGAACCUGCAGCAUGGAGCGCUAACAGCACAUUUAAACUCAGGAGAACAUUUCCCUUCAUGUGCUGAAGAAAUCUGCUCACCCAGUCAACAGGUAAGAUGGAGAAGGAUUCCUCAUCAACGCCCACUCCUGUCAAAACUCAGGGGUCAUGCUCUGUCGAGGAUGCACCCUCUCAUCCCUCCACCGUACAGAUGCCUCCCCCAACUGUCCCCAAUUACCUCUCUGCCACACCCAAAUCUCCAGCCUCCACAGAAACAAAGACAGAACCCAACAAACCCUCAUAUUCUUCACCACAAACAGCUCACGUCAUGUCGAAAUCAACAGCCUCCCCUCCUCCUGCUGAAGGGUCAAAGCCUUCGUCUUCUACUGUGUCCAAACCUGCCUCUAAAACUGUCUCCACCAACCCAUCCUCUAGCACUCCAAACAAAACACCCCUCGUCACUUCUCUUAACCACUCUACCCCUCAAAUCUCCAAAAUGUCCCCCGUGUCCAAACUCGCCUCUCCCUCCAUUGCUUCAGCGGAUGUGACCUGUACGACUGUGACAGAUUCCCCUCCAUCGUCCUCCAGCACUGCUUCCACCGCCCCAAUAAAACGCACCUUUGUCUCCAUGGCCAAGAUGGUCAUAUUACAGGAAAAACUCAGGAAAGCAGACAAAGAGGAUGCUGAUGAAGAUGAGGAGGAACUGGAGGAGGAUUUGUCCCUGGAGCAGAUGGAGGAGAAGGGCAAAGCUGGUGAUGCACGAGCUCAGACCCGGCUCGGUCAGCACUUCUUGAUUCUUGCUGAAGAGAAGGACACUGAGCUGAAUAAUCUGCUGGCUGUUAAUUGGCUGAUUCAAGCAGCUAAACAGGGAAGAAAAGGUGCAGCGAAAUUACUGCAGCGCUGCUGGAUCGAGAAAAAAGGAAUCACUCCAGAGAAUGAAGCUGAUGUGCGCAAGUUGUCAACAGAGAGUAGGUUUGAACUGGCUGUACGCAAAGCAGCCAUGAUGAUGUACUUCAAGCUCAACCCAGAGAGGAAGAAGAAGGUGGCUGUGGCUGAGAUGCUGGAAAAUAUCGGCCAGGUCAAUGCAGCGCCAGGUGGCAUUGCAAGCAGGAUUCCUGGGCCAACCUCAGGCCAGACCCAGAAAGUGUUGGAAAACAUGGUCAGUAAUGAGUCUAAUCAGUUGGUGGAUCUGGAUGGCUUUGUUGAGAUGACAAAAAAGUACGCACAAGGUAUCGCCCCCUCUGCACCGCAAAGAGACAUACAGGCCACAGCCAAGAAUGAAAGCCCUGCACCUGAUGAUCAUGGAGGAGAGCAGAAGACUGAGAUGGUUCCAUCAGGAUGCAAGAGGCCGCACAAAGGUUCUUGGAGUUUUGGUCGAGGUGGGAUGAUGAUGAACACUAGGAGGACUGGGGCCAUAAAAAGAGCCUUGGACAUGAAAUCACGGUUGAUGAUGCUGCAGUACCCGCUGCACACCAUCAUGGAUGUGAAGGAGAACCUGGUGGACUGGGCGUCGCGGGCCGGCGUCCAGUGGCUGAGCACCGUCAUCCCCACGCAGCACGUCAACGCCCUCAUUUUCUUCUUCAUCAUCAGCAACCUGACAGUCGACCUGUUUGCUUUCGUCAUCCCUCUGCUCGUCUUCUACCUCUCCUUCAUCUCCAUGAUCAUCUGCACGCUGCGUGUUUUUCAGAGCAGCAAGACUUGGGAGAACUUCAGAGCGCUGACAUCUUUACUGACGCGUUUUGAACCGGGGCUGGAUGUGGAGCAGGCAGAGACCAACUUCGGCUGGAACAACCUGGAGCCUUAUCUCUAUUUUAUCAUCUCUGUCUUCUUUGUCAUCUUCUCCUUUCCUGUAGCUGACAAAGGCUGGAUCCCCUGUUCUGAGCUCUCCACUGUGGCCAUCUUCUUCACCGCCAUCAGCUACAAGAGCCUCAGCCCCACUGCUGCCAUGUACGCACGCCGAGCGAUGGUCAUAGAGGUAGCAUCAUCUCUGUGUUGCUUGACCCAGUUCCUGCCAGAGAACACGGUGCUACGGUUUCUGGGACACACCUUCGCCACUCUGCCACUAGGGGAAUCGGUGGUGCUGAAGCUCAGUCUCCCCUGCCUGCUCUACGUUUACCUGUUCUACCUGUUCUUCAGCAUGGCAAGGAUGCGUGGUUUCCGGGGGACGUACUGCUUCUUGGUUCCUUACCUUGUGUGCUUCAUGUGGUGUGAGUUCUCCGUGGUUCUCCUCCAGAGUUCCUCCGCUGUGGGUCUGAUCCGCACCUGCGUGGCCUACUUCCUCUUCCUGUUCGCGCUGCCUGUUCUGGCGUUUGGCCUCGCCAUCAUGAUCCUCAUCCAGCUCUUCAAGUGGUUCCUGGAGCUGGAACUGACGAAGAUGAUCGUGACCCUGGUCGUAUGUGCGAUCCCUGUCGCCCUGCGACUCUGGACACGAUUCAGCAUGUCCAUUUUGGACGUGUUCCGUUCACUAACCCAGCGUGGCCCAGUCAAGCUCAUCUUACUCUGUAUCUCCAUGGUGAUCCUGUUCUUCUCCAUCUAUGUGUACCAUGCAGAGGGACAGAAGGUGUAUAACUCCACGAUGACUUGGAACCAGUACAGCCAAGUGUGCGGGCCCCCUGCCUGGGAAACCAAAGGCAUGGCCCAGACGCAGAUCUUCUGUAGCCACCUUCAUGGACACAGGAUCACGUGGGCUGGACGUUUCAAGCACGUCCGCGUGGCAGAGACAGAGAAUGGGGCACAGUCUGUCAUAAACAUGUUGCCGGUGUUCAUGGGAGACUGGCUGCGCUGCCUUUACGGAGAGACGUAUCCAAAAUGUGAUCCAAAGAACGCUACGGUCGCAAACCUAACAGCUUCAGCCGUUUCCGGAUCUGCCCCUCUCUCACUGCCCAUCCUGCUGCGAAUGCAAGAAGAAGAAGAGCUGUGUCAGAUCAAGGCUCUGGCCAAAAACACCUGCCAUGUGAAGCGCUUCGACAGCUACAGAUUUGAGGUGACGGUCGGUAUGAUCCGUGACGGGAGCAUGGACGACCCAGCCAGGGAUAUAAUCUUGAUGGCCAGCAGUGAGUUCCGACAGGUUCUGCUCAAUCUCAACCCCGGUAACAUGGUGGAGUUCAGCACCAAGCUGGAGGGUCGUCUCGGAGCCAGAGCCCCGGCCUUUGAGCUGAAGGCCAUCCACUGUCUGGACUGUGUUUCCUCGCUGUUAAGUGGAGGCAGGCAGGUGAAGAUAGAGAGAGACUGGAGACGCACGACGAUGAGAGCGCUGAAGUUUGCCUUUGAUUUUUUCUUCUCUCCUUUCCUGUCCGCAAAAAUCACUGCCUGAGGAGAGAGACAUCAGAAAUCAUUUGCUCUUCACAGAGUAAUUUUCUGACAAUCAUGUCACUGAUGCAAUUUACUGUAGGAUUGUUUACAAACUGAUCUAACCAAGAUAUACCAUCAUUUCAAGAAGAUGAAAUAGUAUUUUGAUAUUUCUGAUAGUAUUUUCUAGGGCUGGGCAAUAUGGUCAAAUUUGAUCAAUAACAGUCAAUUUUGAUAUCAGUAUAUAUCAAUAAUAACAAAUAUGAAUGAAAAUUGCCCAGUCCCACUACUUCCUGUGAGUGCAAGUGUAAGUUUAGAAAUAUUUUAUUAUUUCCGAAUGGUCUGAUGCCAACAUUCAGUUAGAGGCAAACUUUCAAAGUUCAUUUUUUAUUUUUAACACUUAAAAGAAAAGUAUAUUUUAUAGAGCAAUGUUCCUGCUGUGUUUGUAUUUAGUAUUUUCUUACAUGUAUUGUGAAUAAGUGUGCAUGUACAGUAUGUAUUUACAUGUAUGUCCAUACAUUAGCACAGUUUUAUGUUUACUGAUUUAUUUAAAGGUGUUGCAUAAUAUUGGUUGUGUGCAAACCAUGUGAAGCUUUGUUUUACAUCCUAUGUGGUCUUAACACGUUCUGCUCUUAAUCUUUAGUUUAAUUAUUGAUCAGAUUUUCCUUUGCCCUAAACCACAGUGCACUUAAUAUCAUUAGUCAAAACAUUGAUCCAGUUUUUUAUGUUUUCAGUGAUGACUGUUUAUGGUCAAACUUCUGCAGCUUUAGUCUCAGUUUCAUGUUUGUUACACACUCAUAAAAGAUGUGAAGGUUUAUUUUUGCUAAGUGGGAGCAGGGGACUUCUAAAUGUGAUGUCUUACAGCAGACAUGCCAACAACAAAAUUGACAUUUUAUGGAAUUUAUUUGUCAAUCUCAGGAGCCAGUUGGCCUUUUGUUUUCAUAGCACUGGAGGGCUUUAGAUUGCUCUGAUGUCAUGAAACGUUAGUGAAAACAUAUUUCACAGUUUUUAACUCUGGUUUCUGUCACUUUCCAGUGGAAAUUCAAUUCUCCUACUUAGGCAAAAUAAACCGUGUAAGAAGAUGUUACUAAAAUCAGAUUAUGAAAAAUGCAUUGUGUGAAUGGGGCUGUUUUUAUCAGUGCAUGGAAACCCAUAUAUGUGAACAACAAUUACUGAGGUUGAGCCUGUAUACUGUCAUUUGAGUGUCUGUUUAUCUAGUGAUGGAGUGUGUGGGGGUGUGC